Molecule: messenger RNA, 918 nt
Organism: Arxiozyma heterogenica
Lineage: Eukaryota; Fungi; Ascomycota; Saccharomycetes; Saccharomycetales; Saccharomycetaceae
Product: S-formylglutathione hydrolase
Exons: 1
Coding region: 1-918 (305 amino acids)
Biological process (GO): formaldehyde catabolic process
Cellular component (GO): cytosol
Molecular function (GO): S-formylglutathione hydrolase activity
Source: RefSeq, a predicted model, not a curated record
AUGACAUUUACCAUUAAUUCUAAGGUUGCAGCAUGUGGUGGACAAUUUUUUAAAAUGUCUCAUGAAUCAAGGGUGACCAAAUGUACGAUGAACGUCAACAUCUAUCUACCAAAACAAUAUUUCCAAAGAUUGAAUAAUAAAGAUAAACAGAAUGAUUUAAACCCACAAAUUCCUACAAUUUAUUAUCUAUCAGGUUUAACUUGUACACCACAGAAUGCCUCCGAAAAGGCAUUUUGGCAAUUUCAAGCAAACAAAUAUGGAUUUGCUAUGGUCUUCCCUGACACUUCUCCACGUGGUGACAAUAUUCCAACUGAUCCGAAUAAUGAUUGGGAUUUCGGCUUAGGUGCAGGUUUCUAUAUUAACGCUACAAGAGAACCCUUUUCAGAAAAUUACCAUAUGUAUGAUUAUAUCCACAAAGAAUUACCCGAUCAGUUGAACAAAUUUUUUUCUGAUGAUGGGUUUGUGGAUUUUGUUAACAAUGUCUCGAUCACUGGUCAUUCAAUGGGUGGGUUUGGUGCCCUUUCUGGUUUUUUAAAGAACCUAAAUAAAUAUAAGUCGUGUUCAGCAUUUGCACCGAUUUUAAACCCAUUGAAUUGUCCAUGGGGUGAAAAAGCAUUUAGUGGCUAUUUUAACGAUCCUUUAGAAGAGGGAAAAGUUUAUGAUCCAUGUGAAUUGAUAAAGACAGUUGAUUACAUCGAGGGGAAGGAUAUUUUGAUUCAUAUUGGUUCUAAUGAUCCAUUCUUGGAAAAACAAUUGAAUGCAGAAAAUUUCUUAAAGGCAAUUGGUUGCAAUGAGCAAUGGAAGAAACAUAUAGAUCUGAAAAUAGUUGAUGGCUAUGAUCAUUCCUAUUAUUUUAUCAGUUCCUUUGUACCUGAACAUGCUGAAUUUCAUGCUAGACAUCUAGGUUUACUAACUUGA